Strongylocentrotus purpuratus (purple sea urchin) is the source of this 2078-nucleotide messenger RNA. RefSeq names its product amyloid protein-binding protein 2. The record is from RefSeq and is a predicted model, not a curated record. The transcript has 11 exons. Gene Ontology annotation, molecular function: protein binding. NCBI's taxonomy places the organism in Eukaryota, Metazoa, Echinodermata, Echinoidea, Camarodonta, Strongylocentrotidae. Gene Ontology annotation, biological process: intracellular protein transport. Bases 16 to 1758 code for a protein of 580 amino acids.
UAUCCAGAAGUAAACAUGGCGGUUGCCAGUGAGCUGCAGUGGGUCCCUGAAACCCUUUACAAUGCCGCUAUUUCUGCCGUUGUUUCUACUUAUUCAAGACACAGAAAAGAGCUGAGACCUUUACCUGAGAAUAUACAGUUCGACAUUUAUUACAAACUGUACAAACAAGGAAGACUAUGUCAACUUGGAAUGGAGUUUUGCGAACUGGACAUCUUUGCAAAGGUCCUACGAGUAAAUGACAAAAGACACUUACUUCACCACUGUUUCCAAGCCUUGAUGGACCAUGGUGUCAAGGUGGCUACUGUCCUUGCAGACUCUUACGCUACACAUGCAUCGAUAGAGGAACAGAACCAGGACAGGAUCAGUCGGACAGUCCAGCUUGGGUUCUCGUUAGGGGGAUUUCUCUCCGAGGCAGGCUGGUUCUGUAAUGCUGAGAAGGUAUAUGAGGCAUGCUUGAGAUUAUGUAAACCAGAGUCAGAUCAGCAGAGGGUGAUACGAGCAUUUGAAUGCACAACAAGGUUAAUACACGUGCGGAAUGCCAAUUGCAAGUACAGCCAGGCUGAGGACUCUUACAACUCUGCCCGUAAGCUCCUGGAGGAUCUCAAGGAGAUGGGUGUGACCGUCAACGAGGCUGCGCUUCACGGCGAGAUGUGCUCGCUCCUCUUCUCCAAGAGCCACUACGACGAGGCGUACAAGUCGUGCCAGGCGUCCCUGCGUUCCAUCUCGGCCCGUCUACCCGUACGAUGUGUUAUAGAUAUUCUGCGCCAGGCGGCCAAGGCGUGCGUGGUCAAGAGAGAGUUCAAGAAGGCGGACUUGCUCAUCAAGCAUGCAGUGUGUCUCGUCAGGGAACAUUUUGGAGUAAGGCAUCCCAAGUAUUCAGAUGUUCUCUUAGACUUUGGCUUCUAUUUGCUCAAUGUAGACUCGAUAUGCCAGUCAACAGCAGUGUAUCAGCAAGCGUUGGACAUCCGGUUAUCAGCGUUUGGAGGUAGGAACCUCCAUGUAGCAGUAGCCCAUGAAGACCUAGCCUAUGCAUCCUAUGUUCAUCAAUACAGCUAUGGCAAGUUUGAUGACGCAAAGGAGCAUGCAGAGAAAGCAAUCAGUAUCAUCACCCAAAUCUUACCUGAAAAUCAUCUCCUGCUGGCGUCCUCUAGGAGGGUAAAAGCGCUUAUUCUAGAGGAGAUAGCGAUCGAUUCCCAUGAUAAGGAUAUCGAGACCAAACUACUCCAAGAGGCCCACGACCUCCACCAAUCGUCACUCAAUCUUGCCAAGCAGGCCUUCGGAGAGUUCAAUGUUCAGACCGCUAAGCAUUAUGGGAAUCUUGGAAGGCUUUACCAAUCAAUGAGGAAAUUUAAGAUGGCUGAGGAGAUGCAUGUGAGGGCGAUAGAAAUCAAGGAGAAACUCCUGGGUGAAGAAGACUACGAGGUAGCGCUGUCUGUGGGUCACCUAGCCUCUCUCUAUAACUACGACAUGAAGCUUUAUCACCAGGCUGAGAAACUCUAUCUCCGAUCCAUUGAAAUAGGCAAGAAGCUGUUUGGCUCGGGCUACAGUGGCCUAGAGUACGACUACAGGGGACUGAUCAGCCUGUACUACAACACCUCCAACCAUGCUCGCAUGUUUGAGUUCCAGGACAUCCUCAACCAUUGGAACAACAUCCGCGACGGGAACAGCAGUCCUGUGGACAUCCUGGAAUACCUUGCAAACUGCAGGACGGAACUCACUACGAAGGAGAUCAUUGAUAAGUUCUUCAAGAUUGAUUAACACCCUGCUCUUGGACACCUGACCAGCUGCAGGACGGAACUCACUACGAAGGAGAUCAUUGAUAAGUUCUUCAAGAUUGAUUCACCCCCUGACCAGCUGCAGGACAGAACUCACUACGAAGGAGAUCAUUGAUAAGUUCUUCAAGAUUGAUUACCCCCCCUGUCCUUGAACACCUGACCAGCUGCAGGACGGAACUCACCACGAAAGAGAUCAUUGAUAAGUUCUUCAAGAUUGAUUACCCCCCUGUCCUUGAACACCUGACCAGCUGCAGGACGGAACUCACUACGAAGGAGAUCAUUGAUAAGUUCUUCAAGAUUGAU